Lacerta agilis (Sand lizard) is the source of this 2591-nucleotide messenger RNA. RefSeq names its product zinc finger protein RFP-like. The transcript has 8 exons. Gene Ontology annotation, molecular function: protein binding; zinc ion binding. Lineage: Eukaryota; Metazoa; Chordata; Lepidosauria; Squamata; Lacertidae. The coding region runs from base 199 to 1629 and encodes 476 amino acids. The record is from RefSeq and is a predicted model, not a curated record.
GGAGAGCUGACGCAGCCGGCAGAGAUCUCCCAUUGGGAGCGCUGUGCGGGGCGGAGUUAGGCCGCUGCUGGGCUCUCUCCUUAGUCCGGGCCGGGCCGGGCUUUUGCCUUGCAGGCUGGCUGAUGAUUCCCGGGGGUCGGACGUUGCAUUUUAGCAGGCGAGUGCAAGAGGGGGAGCAGAGCAAGCUAGAAGACGCCGAUGGCUGCGCCGAACCCAGAGAAAAGCCUCCAGGAUGAAGCCACCUGUUCCAUCUGCCUCGAUUAUUUCCAGAACCCGAUGAUGGUCAUCGACUGCGGGCACAACUUCUGCCGGGACUGCAUUGCCCAGUGCUGCGAAGGGUCCGUUGCCAAUGUGUUCUCCUGUCCGCAGUGCAGAAAACCCUUCCCUUGGCAGAACCUGCGGCCAAACAGGCACCUGUGGAAUAUCGUUGAGCUGGCCAUGCAGUUCAGCAUGCGGCGAGCCAAGGAGUCGGGUGAACAGCAGCUCUGCAAGAAACACCAGGAGCCCCUGAAGCUCUUCUGCGAAUACGAUCAAACGUCCAUCUGCGUGGUUUGUGACCGGUCCAAGCUGCAUAAAUAUCACAGCAUCAUUCCUAUAGAGGAGGCUGCUCAGGUUUACCAGGAGAAAAUACAUCACUGCUUGCAAACUCUGAAAGAAGAGAAAGACAAGAUUUUAUCAUUUAAAUUAGAAGCAGAGAAGCCAAGCCAGGAUCUGCUGGCAGAAACUGAUUCUGAGAGGCAGAAGCUUAUGUUGGAAUUUCAGCAGCUCCGCCAGUUUCUAGAGAAAGAAGAGCAAAUCCUGUUAACCCGUCUGCAGAAGCUGGAGAUAGAGAUUGAGAAGAAGAAGGAAGAGCAUGCAGCUAAAUUUUCCGAGGAGAUUUCCCGUAUCAGCACCCUAAUUGGCGAGCUGGAGCAGAAGGGUCAGGAGCCGCCAGGUGGGCUGAUGCAGGAUAUUGGAAGUGUCUUCAACAGGUGCAAGACGGGCAAAUUUCAGUUUCCUACUCCACCUGAUUCUUUGGAGCUCAGUACAAUGCUUCAGGAAUUCUCCAAAGAGAGUGCUUCACUGCAGGGCGAACUGAGGAAAUUCAGAGAGACUUUGGAUGAACAAAAGUGGAUAAAUGAGAACGUGACACUGGACCCCAUGACGGCUCACCCUCGAUUUGUUGUGUUUGAUGGUCAGAAAGCUGUCGCAUGGGGAUCUGUCCGCCAGGAGCUUCCCUACAGCACCAGACGAUUUGACCCCUCCCGCUGCGUGCUUGGCUCUCAAGGAUUCACCUCGGGGAAGCAUCAUUGGACAGUGGAUGUGAGCAAGGGAACUUUCUGGGCUUUGGGUGUAGCCAAAGAAUCCGUGAAGAGGAAAGGGCAGCUGAAUAUCGUCCCUGAGGAGGGAAUCAUGGCUGUGGGUUUUAGCAACGGUCAGUACAAAACCUUAACGUCGCCCCCGACUUUUCUGAACCCAAGCAAAGACCCCCGAAAGAUUCAGAUCCGUUUGGACUAUGAAGGAGGAACAUUGGGGUUUUUCGAUGCAGAAGAAAAUAAGCGCCUCGUUCUCUUUACUGUCAAAUUUGUGUCAAAAUUAUUUCCUUUCUUCCGAGUUGGGGACAUGAACACUGUGCUUCGACUGUGUUAAAUUGUCUGUUCUUCUGUUGGACUUGGGUCUUUGGCCCUUCCGACAAUGAAGUAGUGUCAACAUAACUCUCUGGCUGUAACACACAAUACUGAACUUCAGCGUGGUUAAUACGACGGCUGCUUUUGACUUGCCUUAAUUCCCUUAUCGGGAUACUAUAUAUUCUGAAUGGAAACUGGAGCCUAGGCUUAAAGAAUGUGGGAGACCUGAAUGCAUACACCAUUUAAAACUACUUCGUAGAUAUAGCUUCUAGUAAGUUUUAGCAACCUCUUUGUCUCGCCCGGCUGUAUUUCCUCUCAUUUGGAUACAGAUUCCAAAGUACAACAUUUGUACCCCUCAUAUCAGCUGCGAGUGGUACAUCUCUCUUAAACUGCAGCCACUCGGAAAUACACAGAAAUGGUGAUCAGACAAGAAUGGAGAUCCAGCUUGUGGGAAAUGGGAAUUGAAAGUGGAAAGUGUGUGUGUGUGUGUGUGUGUGUGUUGAUAUGAGGUGUGUGUACAGGUAUCUGUGCCCAAAUGAAAGCAGCAUUGCAAUAUACAGCCAGUAGUUAACCGUUGAGUGCAGUCAAUUUAUCCAAGCCAAGCUGAGACCAAGAAAGACAAUGAAAAUUGAUGAGAAAAGUGGUGUUUUGUAAUUUUAACAUGGUAAAUACAGGGAUACAGGAGAUCACCUUGGUUUUCAAUUGAGAUCCAUUUGGGAUGCCUUGUUAACGUACCUUGCAAUUUUUUACAUCCUGGAAAAUAUAUAUAUUUUAAAUUGCAGCCUUUUUUAAAAAGUAGAGUAAAAGUUUAUCCAAAUUUGCAUAAGUAUUUUAAGAAUUCUUUUUACUUUUACUUUUUUAUAUAUAAUGCUCAAACGAAAAAGCACAGGUGACAGGAAAUGUUUAGGUACUGGGUUGUCAGAAUUAUUUGCUCUUCCCUGUACCUGUUUGCCAAAACUUAAUAAAUGCUGACAUCUCCUUAAA